Porites evermanni is the source of this 552-nucleotide messenger RNA. Lineage: Eukaryota; Metazoa; Cnidaria; Anthozoa; Scleractinia; Poritidae. The record is from the annotation of a GenBank genome assembly.
AUGUCUACUCGCUCACGUCCUGCCGCCCGAAAAGGAACUCGAGUACGAACGUAUUCGACAAGGAGAAAUGAAGAAGAGGAUCGAGCUGAGAGGGCAGGGCAAUUGAAGAGGACCAAAGCUGGAUUAAUCGGGAUGCUAAGGAAAACGCGUGAGGAAAUUGCUAAUUUGCGAAUCGAAAGAGGAGAUAUAUGGUCAGAGGAUUUGGAAGUGAAGUUGGCGGUGUACGAAGAAACAUGGAGGAAGUUUGUGAAAACCCAUGAAUGUUUUAUGGAAUUAACAGAGCCAGGAUUUAAAAGGAACGGUGCCCAAACCAUGUACGACGAAGAGUUUGCAAAGAAAAUGGAACUGGACGAGAUUGUGAAACGAAUGCGCGUCGCCUGUGGAUCAAAGUCCAUUGAAGGAAGCAUGAGGUCACGUGAAAGAAAGGGCGCGAAAACCGUGAGUACUGAAAUCAGCUGUAACUCGGUUUAUAGUGCGUUUGAUGCUCGAAGGGAAAAAGUGAUUUUGACAAAACUUAUAGUAGAACAUUUGAAGAAAAGGCAAGAGCUUUAA